AUGCUCCAGCUCACCUCUUCGAUCACCAAUGCGGUCCGUCGACUCUUGUAUGACCCCAAGUUGUUCUGGGCACUAGCAGCGGUGGUCAUCAUAGGAGAUGCAAUACUGACACAACUCAUUAUUCGCUUCGUAUCCUAUACCGAGAUUGAUUGGGAGACUUACAUGUACCAAGUUCAACUAUACAUCAAAGGGGAACGCGAUUAUUCAAACAUAUCUGGACCUACUGGGCCCCUAGUGUAUCCCGCAGGGCAUGUCCAUAUCCACGAGCUUUUGUAUCGAAUCACGGGCGCAGGAUUGGAUAUUGCCUUCGCACAGCAAAUAUACGCUGGUUUAUACAUAGUGUCUUUGGUCCUUUCAUGCGCCAUCUAUCGGACGGCGGGCGCUUUGCCAAACUGGGUCAUCCUUCUCUUGCCGUUGAGCAAAAGGUUGCAUUCCAUAUUCGUGCUGCGUCUCUUCAAUGACUGUUGGGCUGUCGUUCUGACACAGAUGGCAGUACUGUCGUUUGCAGCUGGUUCUUAUGAUCUCGGUGCGGUCAUCUUUAGUGCUGCGGUGUCGGUGAAGAUGUCCGCUCUUUUGUGCUUGCCUGGUAUCCUGGUUAUCUGUGUCAAGCGUCGAGGGCCUCUUGACACUUUUCGUCUCGUGGCUAUCAUGACACUCGUACAAGGGUUGAUUUGUCGGCAAUUCUUGCGUGACUACCCCUGGCCGUAUUUCGCGAACGCGUUCGACCUCUCUCGAGUAUUCCUCUACAAAUGGACGGUCAAUUGGCGCUUCCUCGACGAGGCUACUUUCCUGAGCCCAGGAUUGGCCCGAGGUUUGCUCCUUGGUCAUGCCUCUGUUUUGAUAGCGUUUGGUCUCUUCAAGUGGUGCUACAAGGAUGGUGGCUUUAUAGCGGUAUUGCGGAAGGCUCUUACAAAUCCUAUGAAAGCAAGCGGGGUUUCUCAAAUAACUGCAGAUGAUGUCGUUACCAUCGUCUUCAGUGCGAAUUUGAUUGGAAUCAUCUUCGCUCGUUCACUUCAUUAUCAGUUUUACUCUUGGUACGCGCAGCAGUUACCCUUUCUACUGUGGCGAACGCCGUACCCAACCUUCGUAAAGCUCUGCAUCUUGAGCGCUGUUGAAUAUGCUUGGAAUGUAUACCCAUCAACAGUGGUGUCAUCCGGGAUGUUGGUAACAGCGAACGUCCUUGCUCUGAUUGGUGUGUGGCACGGGUACCCAAUGGACACGCCACAGAGCGAUAGUGGUGUAAAGACGGAUUGACUGCAUAUACCUGUGAAAUAAAUUUCAUUAGACUUCUAAAUU
This is a messenger RNA of Heterobasidion irregulare TC 32-1, 1296 nucleotides long. Its product is annotated as glycosyltransferase family 58 protein. Gene Ontology annotation, cellular component: endoplasmic reticulum. The coding region runs from base 1 to 1254 and encodes 417 amino acids. The record is from RefSeq and is a predicted model, not a curated record. NCBI's taxonomy places the organism in Eukaryota, Fungi, Basidiomycota, Agaricomycetes, Russulales, Bondarzewiaceae. The transcript is spliced from 6 exons. Gene Ontology annotation, molecular function: dol-P-Man:Man(5)GlcNAc(2)-PP-Dol alpha-1,3-mannosyltransferase activity.